Molecule: messenger RNA, 1935 nt
Organism: Mesocricetus auratus (golden hamster)
Lineage: Eukaryota; Metazoa; Chordata; Mammalia; Rodentia; Cricetidae
Gene: Vsir
Product: V-set immunoregulatory receptor
Exons: 7
Coding region: 132-1067 (311 amino acids)
Biological process (GO): positive regulation of regulatory T cell differentiation; regulation of immune response; negative regulation of CD4-positive, alpha-beta T cell proliferation
Cellular component (GO): plasma membrane
Source: RefSeq, a predicted model, not a curated record
UGCGCUGUGGGUUCCGCACGCACUCACUUGGGCAAGCGGUGCGUACGGCAGGCUCCCUGCGCUCCCGGAGCCCGGCUGCUCUACGCGCACCCCAGCAGUCUGUGUCUGCUCUUGCUCGGCUCGACGGCGACAUGGGUGUCCCCACGGUCCCAGAGGCCAGCGGCCCGCGCUGGGGGACCCUGCUCCUCGCUCUUUUCCUGACUGCAUCCAGAGGUUUGGUGGUAGCUUUCAAGGUUGCCACACCGUAUUCCAUGUACGUGUGUCCCGAAGGGCAGAACGUCACCCUGACCUGCAGGAUCCUGGGCCCUGUGUCAAAAGGGCACAACGUGACCUUCUACAAAACAUGGUACCUCAGCUCACGAGGUGAGGUUCAAGUGUGCAAAGAACAUCGGCCCAUCCGCAACUUCACAUUCCAGCACCUUCAUCCGCACCACGGAAGCCACCAGGACACCCAAACCAGCCACGACCAGGCCCAGGCACAUGGGCUGGAGUUAGCUUCUGACCAUCACGGUAACUUCUCGAUCACCAUGCGCAAGGUGACCCUGCAGGACAGCGGCCUCUACUGCUGUCAGGUGGUAGAGAUCAAGCACCACCACCCACAACAGUGGCUCUACGGGUACAUGGAGCUGCAGGUACAGACAGGCAAAGACUCACCAUCCACGUGCAUUGCAUACCCAUCUAACGAACAGGACAGUGACAGCAUCACGGCUGCUGCCCUGGCCACGGGCGCCUGCAUCGUGGGAAUCCUGUGCCUCCCACUUAUCCUGCUGCUGGUCUAUAAGCAGAGGCAGGUCGCCUCUCACCGCCGUGCCCAGGAAUUGGUGAGGAUGGACAGCAACACCCAAGGCAUCGAAAACCCAGGCUUUGAGACCACUCCACCCUUCCAGGGGAUGCCUGAGGCGAAGACCAGGCCCCCGCUGUCCUAUGUGGCCCAGCGGCAACCUUCGGAGUCGGGGCAUCAUCUGCUCUCUGAUCCCAGCACACCUCUAUCUCCUCCAGGCCCUGGGGAUGUCUUCUUCCCAUCCCUAGAUCCAGUCCCUGACUCCCCCAACUCUGAAGUCAUCUAACCCAGCUGGGGGACCAUGGACAAUGGUACCUGGAUUAGGGGCAGGUGCAUUUGAUCUCUGGCUGGCCCUUUAAACAGACCUUUAGGCAUUGACCCCAGCCUCCUCUUUCCUGCUCUGAGCCUGGACUCUGCUUUACAAGACGCGUGGACCUUCCCCCUACCAUUUCUGGAUGCUACAUGGGGUGGGGUGGGGCAGGGAGAAGAUGCUGGAUUGCUCCUUGCUGUUCUCAAGAUCUCGGGAUGCCGAGUUCUCCUUAGAGACUUGACUUCACGCCAUCAGUCACAGAUGCCAAAUGACCUAAGAAAUUCCCGAAUGUCCAGCUUGGCAGCAGCCUUUCUCCACGGGAAAAAGCAGCCCAGAGGGGAUGAGGUAACCACCUUGCCACCCUCCCAAGCAAGAGGCUCAAGAUAUGAGAGACUCCUGCUCACUGUGAGUGCGGGGCUGGCCUGCUGUUUUGUCUGAGGAUGCGCUGUUGGCCUGACUGUAUCCCUUGAACUCUGAGGCUUGGCCUGCCCGUGCCCCACAAUGGGGGCUUUGUCAAUGGCCUUCCACCAGGAAUCUGAGGGUCUGUCAACAGUUUAAGUGACUGGGAGUUCAGUGGCCAGAGCUCUGUAACAGGAAGUACCUGUUAUGUCCAGGAGCCACUGUGAGCUCAUUAGUAUCUUGAACAAUGUGAGGCCUGACUGUCGUCGUACAUGGAGGGUGGUAAGGGCAUGACGGGAAAGGCGAGUGGAGACUGCACUCCUUCCUGUCCUCCUCAUCCACCACUCCCACUGGUCAGUGUGGGGCAAUGAUAAAGGUGACCUCCAUGUCCUAUCUAUCCUGGGCCACUUCUAAGGGAUGCUAUUAAAACCAGCAUGUGGCAGCA